Messenger RNA from Aegilops tauschii subsp. strangulata, 2012 nucleotides. The record is from RefSeq and is a predicted model, not a curated record. Lineage: Eukaryota; Viridiplantae; Streptophyta; Magnoliopsida; Poales; Poaceae.
AAGCGACCAGGUAGCUCAGGUACGGCUGUAUCCCUCUUGAUGUAGGAUGUGCCUCCAUCGCCGGAGUCACACUGCUACGCUAUGCCAGUGCAAACUUCUAACCCGCAUAAAUUUCUUCUUUUACUGCUUCUCCGUCAGAUUACUUACAUUUGCAUUGUUGUCCUAUUAAGGAAAAUCAGCUCAAGUACAAUUUUCUCCGAAAACAAGAAAAACCAACAAAUGUGUUAAAUUGUAGUGCUGAACCCAUUGGUUUAUUAGUCUGUUUCUAAAUGUUUACUUGUUCUGCUGCUUUUCCUUUGCUAUUCUGCCCAAAAUAAUUGCCUUUCUAGCUUAACGCCUGUCAGUUUGUCAGAUCCAUGACUUUUAUCUAUGUAUCUUGUGAACAGGCAAACGUUUUGUAUCUUGGUUGAGUUCGCAAGCUAGUGAGGGUACCUUGGAAUGUUGUUGGCGAUGGAUGGUAGUAAUACUAAUGCUAGCAAUAGAAAAGUUGAAGCCGAUAGAGAGGGAGAGAACAGCACAAAGAAGCUGAAGGUCACCAUGGGGGUGGAGACCCUUGACUGCCCCAUCUGCUUUGAGCCCCUCAGGCCUCCAAUACUCCAGUGUUUUGUGGGGCAUUUUAUAUGCUCGUCUUGCUGUGCGAAGGUGGACAAGAAAUGUCCCGUGUGCUCUAUCGAAACUUCCUUCAAUCGCUGCUUUGGGAUGGAACAUGUCGUUCAAGAAGCCAAAGUUGCUUGCUCCAAUGACAAGUAUGGAUGUGCAGAGAAGGUCACCUACUACAAGAAAGAAGAACACAAGAAGGCAUGCCCGUAUGUCCCAUGCUUCUGCCCACAGUCUGGUUGUGGCUUCGCUGGGUCAACAAAGGUGCUCCUGGACCAUUUCACUACCCAACACAAGUGUCCGUCAACAACUCUCCCAGACUCCGGCACGGUGUAUCUUCGCCUACAACCAGGCUUACAUGUUCUGCGAUGCACCGGCUACUUUUUCUUGCUCAGCAUGGCAUCAGAGCCUUUUGGACAUGCCAUUUCAGUCCUCUGCGUCCAACCAAUAGUUAUGGAACCCAAGUUCAAAUGUAAUAUGGAAUACGACUGCUUAACCACCGGCUCUUGUGAAAGUACAAAUUGCCUCAUAAGAAGCUCUUCACUCUCUGAUGGACUACCCGCAGUGUAUGACUUAAUAAUUCCCAAGGGAAAGAUUUCUGAUGAUGGAAACGGUAUCAUGCUCAGAGCCACCAUUCUCAGCAGAUCAUGUCUUCAAGGGAAGGGCCUGACUGCUGAUCUUCAAGGAAUGCCUUAUACUAAAAAUGCUAUUGCUGCUGCUGUUGCCCCCGCUACUGCUGCGUCUGUUGCCCCCGCUACUGCUGCUGCUGCUGCUGCCAACGCUCCUGCUGCUUCUGUUGCCCCAGCUACUGCUGCCCCUGUUGCCCCUGCUAAUGCUGCUGCUGCUGCUGAUACGUCUCGACGAGAAGGAGAAAGAGGACGAGGAAGAAGAGGAGGCAGAGGAGGAAGAGGAGGAGCAGUAGGACGAGGACAAGGGCCAUGGUGAGGACGGGGACGAGGAUGAUGAGGAGGAAAGACCCUGUUCUGGAUACUAUGGACAUGUCUUUUUUGUCUGGUUUCACUGUUUUUGUUCCAGGAUAUACAUAUCGAGUCUCAAGAUCUCAGACUUUCUGGUAAGACUGGUUGUUUCCUUCUGUUUUGGCCAACGAAAAAAAUAGCGUGCUACAAAAUAUAGCGUGGCCCUUCUUUAAAUGCUACACAAGUUAUAACGCGCUAAUAGCGUGCUAUAUUUCAGAAUAGCGUUUGCAAAAAAAUGCCAAAUAUAUCCAGAAAUAAAGUAUUUCAGUAACUUCAGACAACAUCAUAGAGAGACAUAAUCUAGCCAUAGAUAGGAAGCAUAAAUUUUAAACUGAAUCUCAAACUUUAGUCAAUCUAUUCAACAUAUAAACUCUGAACAUUGAGCACCGAGCCUACAUCUACCAUGCAGUAACCACCAAAUAAACCUGCGUUGGCCUA